AUGAUUGAAAAUACGAGUGUAUUAUCUGAUGAAUGUUCUCAAAGCUCAGGUAAAACUUUGUGUCAAACUAUCAAUAAAACCUUUGAUAAGACGCCCAGUGGUAGGAUUAUGGAAGAAAAUAUCAAAGAUAUAUAUUCUUUGUUGAUACUUAAUGUUACUUCUAACUCACAGGAGAAAUGGUUUUUCAUAGCAAAACAACCACCGUAUUCGUUCAUUUACGAUGACGGCUUGAAGAUUUUAAAGAACAUAAAUUAUGAUAUUGAAACUUCUUUAUCGACCGUUUCCUUGUCAUACCAGUUCAGUCAAAAAACCGCUGAAGGAUUACUCCAAAAAUUCUAUGAAUCGAAAUUGUUGCACAGUCCCCUUGAUCGGACUCGAGAUAAAAUCAAACAAGGAAUUUUUUUGCAGCCAACCCCAAAAGGUGUAGCGAUUUUGUGUAAUUUUAUCAACAAGAAUGGCAUAAAGUUCAAGGUGGUACCUCCUAUUAUUACUUCUAAUUUGAACUCAAUGGAAUUGUUCUGCUUCGAAAGAAAUUUCUUAAACGACAAAAUAGUGUAUUCUGAUUACCUCAUCAAAAUCUUAUUCAUAAAGAUGUUUGGUCGGAAACCGAAUGUUUGGUCUCCCAACAACAAGCAGGAGACAUUCAAGGUUAAUGUAGCCAAUUUACAUAAUUUGACGAGUGAAAAUGUUAGUAGCGUUAAUAAUAUCAAAGACACCGUUCAGACCAGUCCUUUGUACCAUAGAUAUUUCACCAAUCCAGGGUCUGAUGCUCAUGUACAAUAUUAUUUAUCCAGUGGAGUCAGGUUAUUCGAAGACAAGACAAUUGGAACUCAAUCCAAGUACGUUGUUAGUGGUAAAGCGAUUGGACAAUGGUUGAUGGACUGUACUGAUAUUUUGACUGCAAAGACUGCGGUAGAAAUAGGAAACCUUUUCAUUGAGUCGGGGCUCUUACUAUCAGCAGAUCAACAACCAUUUUCAAUGAACUACAACCACUUUUUCCAUCUUAGUGAAAGAGCCAAAACCUUAGUGUUCUGGUAUAGAAAUAAACUGAAGAAAAUAAGGGUCAAUGACCCUAAGCAGAGCAAGUCACCAGAAUUGAAGAGCUUUUUGACCGAUCCGGGACUUCGGUAUCUUUUCAAAGUUCAUUCCAAUAACGAAUUUUGUUGUGAAAACAUAGAUGCCUAUAAUCAAUUAAAGCUCCACACCAAAAAAGUCAAGUUUCUUAAUAAACUCAUCGAUUAUGUGGAAAAACACCAUUUGAACAAAUCUCCAGAUUAUCAUAAGAAGUUCAAAACCCAGAUUAUCAAACUUUCCAACGAUUGCUUAUCUCUCGCUUAUCACAUUUAUUUCACUUACUUGUCUUUAGAUGCAUCUUUUGUGUUGAACAUCGACUACAGCUUGAGGAAGAAAGUUUCCACAUUGUUAAUAGACAACAAAACUUUUUGCAGCCAAAGUGAUGUUUUCGAACAAAAAUAUUUCACUAAGGAAUGUAAUGAACUCAACGGUUCGAUGUUAGAUGCAACCGAUGAAGGCUUUUAUAUUCCUUUGCAAGACGAUGAUUGUUCCAUUUUCAGUGGUAAUAAUACAAACACUGUAGUAGUUGAAGAUAUACCUACAAAUCCUUCAAGUCCUAGAGACGAACAAUUCAACGGAGUUUAUCAAACUAUCGUUGAUUUUGCUCCUUUGGUCAAUGAACUUAUGAUGUUUAUCUAUAGGAUGAUGGAAGUUGAUUCAUUCAGUAAGUUCCUUGAAUCCCAAAUAUAUCGAGACUUUCAAAUAAUCUUAGAGUCGAACUCAGAGAACUAG
Molecule: messenger RNA, 1806 nt
Organism: Yamadazyma jaroonii
Lineage: Eukaryota; Fungi; Ascomycota; Pichiomycetes; Serinales; Debaryomycetaceae
Source: the annotation of a GenBank genome assembly